This is a messenger RNA of Branchiostoma belcheri (Belcher's lancelet), 1826 nucleotides long. RefSeq names its product 52 kDa repressor of the inhibitor of the protein kinase-like. Gene Ontology annotation, molecular function: protein dimerization activity. NCBI's taxonomy places the organism in Eukaryota, Metazoa, Chordata, Leptocardii, Amphioxiformes, Branchiostomatidae. The coding region runs from base 111 to 1046 and encodes 311 amino acids. The transcript has a single exon. The record is from RefSeq and is a predicted model, not a curated record.
CGCCAAGAGGAAGCCUCUCCUGGACCUCUGCAAAACCCGCUGGGCAGAGCGUCACGGUGCGUUUCAGCAUUUUUACCAGGCGUAUGUCUUCCUGGUAGAAACACUGGGAGAUGAUCGCGUACAGUCGCCACCUCGACAAGUACGGGGAGAGGUUCGCAGACUGGGACACCGGGAACAAAAGUGCUGCUCAUCAAAUCCUCAAAAGCAUCACGUCCUUCGAUUUUAUCGUGGUGUUUCUGAUUGUGUACCACUACCUCUCACACCUAGCGGGCAUCACGGUCAAGCUACAGGGACGGGCAGUCGACGUCGUUGAAGCCCAUGAGAUGGUGGCAGAAAUCCAAGACAUCUACAGGAGCGAGCGGGAAGGUGUAGAGAAGGGAUUCGAUCACAUCUAUCAGCACAGUGUACGGAUGGCCGAAAAGGUUGGCAGUGCGGCGGAGAUGCCCCGCAUCGCCUCUCGCCAACAGCACCGGGCGAAUGCCCAGGCAGCAACCCCCCAGCAAUACUACCAGCGAAACACGGUCAUCCCUUUCCUCGACCACAUAAUCACAUCACUGAAUGAUCGGUUUGCCGCCUCUGCGAAGAUCGCCACAUCACUGAUCGGACUUGUCCCGUCAAUCUUGUGCACCAGAGACGUCUGUCUGGAGGACGCAGUUGGCCAGUACGAGGACGAUUUGCCAUCACCCGAGCUGUUCCCGAUGGAACUCUAUCGGUGGAAGAACCACUUUCUGUCCGACCCGCCAGAGUCGCGACCAGCGUCUCCCGCAGAGGCAAUCAAGCGCUGCGACAACACCAUGUUCCCCAACAUCAGCGUUCUACUGAAGAUCGCGUGCACGCUUCCCGUAACAUCGUGUGAAUGUGAGCGGAGCGCUAGUGCCUUACGGAGGCUGAACAACUACAUGCGAGCCUCAAUGGGGAAGCAGCGGCUGAGCAACCUGGCUCUCAUGCACAUCCAUUAUGACAAGGACAUAAAUCUGGACAGAGUAGUCGAUUGCUUCGCGCAACUGCACCCCCGCAGAUUAGAACUGGACAGCCUCCUGAAAUAGAGUAGUCCCACUCAUUGAACACUACAACACUAUAUGCUAUAAUUGAACAUCCGAACUUUGAUUUAGAAUUCAUCAGUUUUCACUUCAGUAUGUAAUGUGACAACACUAUGAUUGUAUUUCAUCGAACCUUCAUUUUAAUCAGCCGAGUUACUUUUUAACCUUAUGUAAAGGUAGUUUUAUUUUUUCUAUGUAACGUUAUGUGUGUGUUUUUCUUGAUAUUUUUUCAUACUAGUAGAUACUAGUGUCACUAGACUAAGGUCUGUAUGUGACAACAUUACGAUUGUAUUUUUAUCGAACCUUCAUUUUAACUAGCCGAGUUAUUUUCUAACCUCAUGUAAAGGUAGUUUCAAUUUUCUAUGUAACGUUACGUGCGUGUUUUUCCUGUUAUUUUACUAUAGAUGGAGUCACUGGACUCACUACUAGUCUAUUGCGUAAUCACUUGUAUGACGUAAUCCCAAGACCUACCGUCGCUGUGCAUGUCGGGAUCGCCUGCCACAUGGUCCGCCAUCUUGGAAUAUUGUUGCGCCGAGUUUUUGUUUACUUACCUUGUCCAAAAUCGUAUGUCUUUACGUAUGGCAAAAUGACUUAACGCCUUAUUUGAUGAUGGAAUUGUUCAAUGUAUCGAUUUUGAGGUUUCUUAACAGUGAGUAGCUAUGUGAUGAGUGCCGAUGUAACAGCCGAUGCCUUUUGUUGUGAUCUUCCAAGGAAGCCUUCUUGGUCGUAAGUUUUCCCGCAUCGAUUUUUUUUCUAAUAAACCGAGUUAUUUGUUAGGUUUGAAAA